GUGAGCAAGUAGGGAAAUCUGGCAUCUGGUAACUGGUAUCUGGCUGAGUGCUCGGCAUAAAACGGAAAACUUGUUGGGAUGGAUAAACUGCGGGGCAACAAUGCGGCUGGCGAGAAUCCCUUCAAGCGGCCAAUGAAUGCCCUGCAGAAGCAGUGGUAUCGCGUUUUACUGGCCCGCAGAGUGGGAUUCGGGCCACGUCCUGCGCCCGAUGAAAAGGAGCUAACGUACGCCGACAUUUGUCGCAAGCGUUAUGUGGCCUCGUUCCGGCGAUACAAUGAGCGUUUCCGCCGGGAAAUGGCCAAGCACGAGGAGAUGCAGCGAUGCGCCAUCGAUGCCAUGAGGGUUCACAGAACCUUUGCCAUAACCACACUUUGGCUACCUUUGCACUCCAAGCGGGAAAUUAACUCCACGUUGGAGACCCUCGAACAGGUCCUUACCGCCAAGGAAAGGCGACGCCUGCAAGAGAUACUCAAGCAAGGACAGUCGUGGCACUCCCAUCGCUAAGGAAAACAUCCACUGAACCCAAGGACACUCUUCGGACUCAGAUUCAGAUUCCGACUCCGGCACUGACUCAUCCUUAAACCCAUCAUCAUCAUCUGCCCCGGCUAAGUGAAUUCCAUUUAGCUUGGAUUUCACUUUGCCAGGAAGGGCCUGAUUUUUCUUCGCUCACUUAAUUUUUCACUUUUCCUUCGUUUUGUUCUUGAAAUUUCGCUGUCAGUGGCCAAAGCAUUGUCGUAAAUAUUUAAUACCAGUAAAAGUGCAAAGUUCACUUUGGC
Molecule: messenger RNA, 776 nt
Organism: Drosophila rhopaloa
Lineage: Eukaryota; Metazoa; Arthropoda; Insecta; Diptera; Drosophilidae
Exons: 4
Coding region: 79-504 (141 amino acids)
Source: RefSeq, a predicted model, not a curated record